Molecule: messenger RNA, 642 nt
Organism: Ramularia collo-cygni
Lineage: Eukaryota; Fungi; Ascomycota; Dothideomycetes; Mycosphaerellales; Mycosphaerellaceae
Exons: 1
Coding region: 1-642 (213 amino acids)
Source: RefSeq, a predicted model, not a curated record
AUGGUGAGCCAGGGCGUCCAGUGGCUUUCCUGGGCGGAGCGGCAAGCACAAGCCAACAAGUCUGCGCCGAAUGAUCGUCAACUUCCCUCGAGCGCACGCAACUAUCAUGGCGGCAAGACCAUCCAUGAUGGUCAGAUUUGGCGCGCCGUAGGCAAGGAACACGCCGGCAAGUCAAUGGUCGGUGACGUGAUUGUACCCAACCCGCGCAAAGUCUAUGCGGUCAAAUCAGUGCUUAAUGGCGUGGUUGUGCCCAACCCGCAAGCUGUCAACCCCUCCGCAUAUCCAACAGUUCCUACCGUCCGCAAGAAGCCGGCGGCUGCCAAUCAUUCAGAAGGCAUCAAGAGGGCCCCUAGAAAGCAGAGCAAACGGUCUCACGCCGCGAAUGUCAACAACCCACCAGCCAUUGUCAACUCGCCAAUUACAACGACCAAGGAGCCCGGUCUCGUCUGGAACUACGAGAUGAGAUAUACCGUUCACCUGCUGUUCAGCUAUUCGAUUACCACCAAGCAAAGGCAAUUGCUGUUCAACGACGUCUUCCAAGCUGACAUUGCGAAAUGCGGCUUCAAAGAACCGUUUCCCUACUCCCGAAUCGGCCAGCAGAACGGAGAGGGAAGUCGCCCAGACCGGCAGCAGAAGGAUUGA